This is a messenger RNA of Lobosporangium transversale, 1401 nucleotides long. Its product is annotated as PCI domain-domain-containing protein. Gene Ontology annotation, cellular component: proteasome regulatory particle, lid subcomplex. The record is from RefSeq and is a predicted model, not a curated record. Gene Ontology annotation, biological process: ubiquitin-dependent protein catabolic process. Gene Ontology annotation, molecular function: structural molecule activity; protein binding. The coding region runs from base 79 to 1332 and encodes 417 amino acids. NCBI's taxonomy places the organism in Eukaryota, Fungi, Mortierellomycota, Mortierellomycetes, Mortierellales, Mortierellaceae. The transcript has 7 exons.
CCGUUUUUUUUUUUUUACAUUCUUACAUUCUUUUUAAAAAAACGCGCUUUCAAGCACACAUCCAUAUACGACAUAACCAUGCCUUCCAUCGCCUCAAUUGCUCAAGCUGAGGAAAUCCAAAAGACCUCACCAGAACAGGCCAUUCCCCUUUACCAGGGAAUACUGGCUGCUGCAGGAACAGACGCAAAUGCCAGAAAUGAGCAAGAGGCAGCAUUGUUAAAGCUUGCACAAUGCUAUCGCGAUCUUCAUCGUCCAAAUGAGCUCGCUGCCCUUAUCCAUGACUCUCGAACACUGAUCACAUCUAUCCCCAAGGCCAAGACUGCAAAGAUCAUUCGAACAUUGAUCGAUUAUUUCUCAGAGAUCCCAAACACCCUCCCUCUUCAAAUUGAGGUGUGUAAGCAGACCAUCGAAUGGACGAUCCAGGAAAAACGCAUCUUUUUGAAACAAGCAUUGGAGACACGGUUGAUUGCAUUGUAUCUCGACAAUAAGAUGUACAGUGAUUCUUUGGCAUUGGUAGCAACAUUGCUCAAGGAGCUCAAGAAAUUAGAUGACAAGAUGGUCCUUGUUGAAGUGCAAUUGCUUGAGAGUCGCGUCUGCCAUGCUUUGCGCAAUUUGCCCAAGGCUAGGGCUGCUCUCACAUCAGCACGUACUUCUGCCAAUUCUAUUUAUUGUCCACCCUUGUUGCAGGCUGCUCUAGAUAUGCAAUCUGGAAUCCUCCAUGCUGAAGAAAAGGAUUACAAGACUGCAUUCUCGUACUUUUAUGAAACAUUGGAGGGAUAUUCUUCACUUGAAGAUCCAAGAGCCAUCUCUGCGUUGAAGUACAUGCUUCUUUGCAAAGUCAUGCUCAAUUUGUCUGAAGAUAUUCAAGCAAUCUUGAACAGCAAAGUUGCACUCAAAUACCGUGGAAUAGAGGUCGAAGCCAUGAAGGCCAUUGCAGCAGCUCAUCAGAAUCGCUCCCUACAGGAAUUUGAACAGGCAUUGACCACUUACCGUGAAGAGCUGGAUAACGACCCUAUCAUUAAAUCCCAUCUUGCAUCACUGUAUGACAAGUUGUUGGAGCAAAACUUGAUUCGUGUGAUUGAGCCAUUCUCAAGGGUCGAGAUCUCUCAUAUUGCAGAGAUCAUCAAACUUCCUGCACAGCAUGUGGAAGUGAAACUUUCGCAGAUGAUUUUGGACAAGACAUUGUUGGGAGUAUUAGAUCAAGGAGCUGGAUGUCUUGUUGUUUUUGAGGACACACCUGUGGACAAGACAUAUGAUAGUGCAUUGGAUACGAUGAAGAAUAUGGCCAAUGUUGUGGAAUCCCUCUAUGAGAAGGCAUCCAAAUUGACUUGAUCCAAUUUUAGACGGUUAUUCCUUUCUUUUUCCUUUUUUUAUGUUAAUACCAUCAGAAGUUCUUCAUCC